AUGGGUUCUCUAUCUGACGACUUGCCUAAUGAGCUUGUAGAAGAAAUCCUUAUGAAGUUGCCUGCAUCUUCUAUCCUUAGUUUCAAGAGGGUGAGCAAAUCUUGGUACAACCUCCUCUCCUCACCUCGUUUCAUACACCUCCACUCCCUCACACCUCAAUCUCCCUCCCAACCUUUUGCACUCUUCCACCCAUCCUCCCACAAAAAGCCCCCUGUUUUCACCAUCUCCCUCAAACACCAUGAAAACGUCAUGCAACUCUGUGAAGUACCCCAUAGCUCUUCAUGGAUGCCAAGAAGUAUCAAAUGUAGUAAUGGCAUACUUUGCAUAUUAACAAACAGGGGCGCCUUCUGCAUUGUCAACCCUGCAACCGGCCAAUCCAUCCGUCUUCCGCGUAUCCAUGGCCUGCGUGUAGAGUAUUUUGGAUUCUACUUCAGCCCCCGAACCUGCAAAUUCAAGGUGUUGGCAGUGUUGGCAGUACUCUCAAAGAGAAUUAUUGGAGAUUACGCGGUCUUCGACUCAUCAAUCGGAAAAUGGGAAUUCUUCGACAACAUAGAACCAAUCAAAGCUCUAAUCUUCAGCUCUCUAGAUCUCAAAACCAUCGGACAUACAUGUUACAACUACAAUAACUUCAACAUCCCGUAUGAUAUGAACUUGAUUGGUUUUGACAUGGUGAAAGAGGAGGUAGAGAUCAUACCAGCACCACCAAAGUUCCAAAGAGAGGGGGACGAUCAUGUUGCUGUGUUGGAAUGGGAUGGUUGUGCUUCUAUCGCAGUUGUGAGCUGUAGUUUGGAACUAAGGUUGUGGGCUCUAAGAAAAGAGAAGAAAUGGGAGAUGGUGGUGGAUGCAGAUUUGAGGGAAUUGGGACUCAAAAAUGAAAGUGAGAAUUGUUAUCCAUUUCCAAAGGUUGUGGUUGGGAUGGAUAUAUUGAUGGCUUAUGGUGAUAAGAUGUUAAGUUAUGGGAUUGAGAGUGGGAGGUUGAAUGGCUUGUUACCAAGGGAGAAGGGAUUAUCUAAGGGUGAUAUUUUAUCCUACAAACCCACUUUAUUUGCUUGGGAGUAUGAUGAUGGUAAGAAAGGAAAAGGGAGUAAAGGUGGUACGAAGAAGAGGAGCCUUGCUCAAUCAUGCCCAAGUGGAAAGAGAAGAAUACAUCUUCCAUCACAUGGCUCACUAUAG
Molecule: messenger RNA, 1173 nt
Organism: Amborella trichopoda
Lineage: Eukaryota; Viridiplantae; Streptophyta; Magnoliopsida; Amborellales; Amborellaceae
Product: putative F-box protein At5g62660
Molecular function (GO): protein binding
Source: RefSeq, a predicted model, not a curated record